CGAAAGUCACCUCGUUGUGUUUCUUUCGGUCAGAAGCUACAGACCGGCUAACAGACGGGCCGGGGAAGGUCGACAGGAGGGCGGCAGCAUUACAAACUGGUGUUUUGGUUGCCUGUCGUUUAUUCCUCUGACAGAAGUAAACAUAGACGCAAGGAGGGAAGCGUUUUAUUUGGUGAUAUUUACGUCCCAAACCUGAGCUCGCUAACCACUGAGCGAGCUAGCUUGAAGUUGUGUCAGUGUUAAGGUUUGUGUCUGACCACCUCCAGUCAUGGCAGCUCUUAGAGUUUCCUACCACAGGAUUUUGAACAAGAUCGAACACAUGCUGCCCCCCAAGUUGAGGCCUUUCUACAACCAUCCUGCAGGUCCAAAAACUGUUUUCUUCUGGGCUCCGAUGUUUAAAUGGGGUCUGGUUAUUGCUGGUUUUGCUGACAUGACUCGACCUGCUGAGAAACUCAGUACCUCCCAGUCAGCAGUGCUGACAGCCACAGGGCUCAUCUGGUCCAGAUAUUCAUUAGUCAUCAUCCCGAAGAACUGGAACCUCUUUGCUGUCAACUUCUUCCUUGGCUGUGCAGGAGGUUCGCAGCUCUACAGGAUCUGGAGGUAUGAGCAGAAGAAGGCGGCAGAAGCGAAGGCAGCUUUACAGCCCUGACGGCUUUUAGCUCUUCUUCCCUGUAGAGGAUGUAGCGGGGAGACUUCACACUAGGAACAAAGCAGCCCUUCUCAUCUUUCACACCCUGUGUUGUCUCCUUAAACAUGCCAUGACUAUUAAUCUCCACAGUAAGCCCAUUUUCCCCCUGAUGGAAAGGUGCAAUUUCACAACUUCCUCGGGGUAUUAAAAAUAACUGUCAACACAAAGUUCAUCAAUGCACAAGUACUUAUUGUUAAUCUAUAUUUGUACAUUCUUUAAAAAAGUUUGUGCUUUGUCGUGCACUAACUGGAAAGAUUUGCUUUUCUGGUUCAGUUAGUACCUUGUGCAAUAAUCUUAGUGUUUGUGGUUUUAAGAAUUGAUUCCAAAUUAAAUUUACAUGUCAUGAUUGUCUUUUCAUUAUUUAUAAAUUUGUCACAGCACAUUGCUAUAAGAGUAGUUUGGUUUAAUGGCUUUAACUUGUAUCAUUUUUACUCGAGUUCUUGACUGUCAAACCUAAACUUGUGCAGAUUUUGAAUAAGACCUGAAUUGUAAAUAUAGGUACUGCAUUGCAAAGCUCUUUAAUCAUACCAUUAGGGAAGCAUUUUAUAAUUGUGUAAGUAUAGAACUAAUUUUUACCCUGUGGUUGGAUUUCCUCAGCUGUUAUAGCAAUAAUUAUGUUUAAUGAAUUGGUAUGUGAGGUGUAAUACAAAUAAAUCCUUCAACAUCUA
Molecule: messenger RNA, 1356 nt
Organism: Thalassophryne amazonica
Lineage: Eukaryota; Metazoa; Chordata; Actinopteri; Batrachoidiformes; Batrachoididae
Gene: mpc2b
Product: mitochondrial pyruvate carrier 2b
Exons: 5
Coding region: 269-649 (126 amino acids)
Biological process (GO): pyruvate import into mitochondria
Cellular component (GO): mitochondrial inner membrane
Molecular function (GO): pyruvate transmembrane transporter activity
Source: RefSeq, a predicted model, not a curated record